AUGGCACCUCGCUCUUCAUCGUCUGGACGCCGUAACGGUAGUUUAUUACGCUUUCAAGGCUGCGUGCACUUUCGUCAGCGUCUCGUAUGUGCGACUCUUAGUGGGCGGCCGCUAAUCAUCGAGGACAUUCGAUCGGAGGACGAAAACCCCGGACUGGCACCUUUCGAGGCAAAUCUGUUGCGGCUCUUGGACCGUGUGACGAGUGGUAGUCACCUGGAAAUUAAUGAGACAGGCACGAAGCUCAAGUACCAGCCAGGGCUCGUGCUGGGUGGCCGCGUGGUUCACGACUGUGGCACGGGACGCGCCAUUGGCUGGUUCCUGGAGGUGUUGGCGGCGCUUGCGCCGUUUGCAAAGCUGCCGCUACAUGCAACACUCGACGGCAUCACGAAUGACCAUGUGGACACUUCAGUGGACAAUUUCAAGGCUACGACGUUGCCGUUAUUGAGACAUUUUGGUCUGGACCAAGGGCUAGACUUUGUUGUCAAGAAACGCGGCGCUCCGCCGCUUGGAGGGGGACAGGUUGUCUUUCAGUGUCCUCAGGUAAGAGAGCUACGUGCUGUCCAUUUGGUGGACGAAGGAUUCGUCAAACGUGUGCGUGGCGUUGCCUAUAGCACGCGCGUGUCUCCACAGACAUCCAAUCGUAUCGUAGAGACCAGUCGCGGCCUGUUUAACAAACUCUUGCCGGACGUUUACAUCUACUCGGACCAUUACAAGGGCGCGGAGUCGGGACAAUCGCCGGGCUUUGCUCUCAGUCUCGUGGCCGAAACGACUACUGGCAUUAUGUUGGGGGCAGAGGCAGCAGCAGAACCCGGUGACUUGCCGGAAGAUGUGGCGACGCGAGCCUCGCACGCACUGUGUGACGAAAUCAGUAAAGGAGGAUGUGUUGACUCGUCCAACCAGGCGUUAGUUUUGCUUCUUAUGGCGCUGGGCCCGGAGGAUGUGACGAAGGUGCGUUUCGGUAAGUUGACGCCGCACAGUAUCGAGUGUUUACGUCAUCUACGCGACUUUUUCGGUAUCACAUUCAAAAUUAAACCCGACCCGGAGACCAAGACGGUGCUGCUAUCAUGUCUGGGCGUCGGCUUUAAGAACCUGGCCAAGAAGGUCACCUAG
Peronospora farinosa is the source of this 1110-nucleotide messenger RNA. The record is from the annotation of a GenBank genome assembly. NCBI's taxonomy places the organism in Eukaryota, Oomycota, Peronosporomycetes, Peronosporales, Peronosporaceae.